GCAAACGAGACUUGCGAAUCACUGUUUUGCGAGACUCAAGAUGGCGUAUGGGAAAUUUUGAUGAACCUGGAAAGCAGUCUUUUGUCGCCCAGUUAAAAGGCAUCAUAUUGCAGAACAGCUUUUUAGAGAAGAAAAUCGAAGAAGAGAUAUAUAAAUUGUGUGUUUAAUAACUUAUCAAAACGAAAGUUUAGUCAUGGCUGAGAUGAAUUCGAGCAAAACUGAAUUUAACAACAAUGCGGUGCACGUCUUUUACCCAGCAUUGAUCAACGUAGUUUACUCAAUAUCUGCCUUUGUGAUGACAAUGAUUUUGGUUCCAGCAACAAAGGGGUAUUUCAUGAAAGCUGGUUUGAAGGGAAAGGAUAUGGCAAAGAAAGACAAGCGAGAAAUCCCAGAAUCACUUGGUGUUAUUUGUGGCAUGGUUUAUUUGAUCUGUAUGUUCUUGUUUAUACCAAUGCCUUUUGUUACAAAGUGGAUGGCCCAGGAUGAUUCUACAGAUUUUCCCCACCAUGAAUUUGUAGAAUUCAUUGUUGCACUGCUGUCCAUUUGCUGCAUGAUUCUUCUUGGAUUUGCUGAUGAUGUCCUUGAUCUGAAGUGGAGACAUAAACUAUUUCUGCCAACAAUUGCUUCAUUGCCUCUGUUAAUGGUUUAUCAUGUGAACUUCAACUCAACAACAAUCAUUAUUCCUAAACCUCUGCGACUUUACAUUGGAGUAGACCUCAAUCUCGGUAUUAUGUACUACUUGUAUAUGGGCAUGCUUGCUGUUUUUUGCACAAAUGCUAUCAACAUAUUGGCUGGGAUCAAUGGCAUUGAAGUUGGGCAGUCACUUAUCAUCUCUUGCUCGAUCAUAGCAUUCAAUUUUAUUGAGCUUUAUGGUGAUUGCUGGAAAACUCAUUUGUUUUCCCUCUAUCUCAUUAUGCCAUACACUGGAGUUUGUGCUGCUUUGCUAUAUCACAACUGGUAUCCUGCAAGCAUUUUUGUUGGUGAUACCUUCUGCUACUUUUCUGGCAUGACUUUUGCUGUGAUUGCAAUCCUGAGUCACUUCAGCAAAACUAUGUUGCUAUUCUUUAUCCCUCAAGUUGUCAACUUUGUUUAUUCUGCACCACAGCUGUUCCAUUUGAUACCGUGCCCAAGACACAGAUUACCAAGAUACAAUGAGAAAACUGACAGGCUUGAAAUGAGCAAAGCAGUUUUUAAGAAGUCAGAACUCAAUUUCCUUGGGAGAUUAGUCAUUAGUAUUGCUGGGAAAUUGGGGCUGCUUCAUGUUAAAGACAACUUAGGAGAAGAUAAGGAAAGAAUUGAGAUCAAUAACAUGACUUUGAUCAACUUGGUUAUCAAGUUUAUUGGACCGGUUCAUGAAAGUACUUUGACUGUCAUCUUGAUGGUUGUUCAGGUUCUUGGAAGUUUUGUUGCAUUUUGGAUCAGAUACCACUUGGCAAGCCUAUUUUAUGAUGUGUAAUUGUAGAACACUAAAUUGAGAUGAUUUUAUAUUUCAUUUGAUUAGUAGCAAAUUUCUCAUUGAAUUUCGAUGAUGAUACAAAUCAACUGUG
Messenger RNA from Rhopilema esculentum, 1547 nucleotides. Its product is annotated as UDP-N-acetylglucosamine--dolichyl-phosphate N-acetylglucosaminephosphotransferase. Gene Ontology annotation, molecular function: UDP-N-acetylglucosamine-dolichyl-phosphate N-acetylglucosaminephosphotransferase activity. Gene Ontology annotation, biological process: dolichol-linked oligosaccharide biosynthetic process. The record is from RefSeq and is a predicted model, not a curated record. Lineage: Eukaryota; Metazoa; Cnidaria; Scyphozoa; Rhizostomeae; Rhizostomatidae. Gene Ontology annotation, cellular component: membrane.